Molecule: messenger RNA, 1196 nt
Organism: Trematosphaeria pertusa
Lineage: Eukaryota; Fungi; Ascomycota; Dothideomycetes; Pleosporales; Trematosphaeriaceae
Exons: 4
Coding region: 131-1036 (301 amino acids)
Source: RefSeq, a predicted model, not a curated record
CUGGUGGCCGCAUACGCCAAAUCUAUAAAUAUCAGGUCACGACUUCGUAUUUACUGCCGAUCCCUCAACAUCUUAACAUCUUGGUGAGAAACAAACUGCACCAACUUUUUGCUCUCAAUUCUCGUGGAAGAUGCGCGAAGAGACGUACAUUGAGCGUUGUCGGCAGCAGAUCUGCGAAACAGUGGAAGAAAGGACGAAGAGCACAUCGGAAACAGACGAUCUACUUACUAUCCCAAAACCCAGGCGUGAAUGGGAGAAACACCUUCAAGCGGACGUUGAGCCAUAUGCUCGGGCGCUCUGCCUGAAACUUGCACACUCGAUUCUCUUCGCCCUGCCCCGUCACAUCCGUGCACAAGUCUAUUCCUACGUGCUAGACUCCGGGAGUCCCAGAGUGACCGUAUGCGACGGCAAAUUGCCCCGGCAUCUCCGCUCCUCCUGCUCUCACGCGACGGUGCAAAGCUAUGACUCCUUCUGGAAGCUAGCCGACCUGGAGCACUACCUGGAUCCAAGCUACGUUGGUCCAAAAAUGGCGAGAGAAAUCGCCGAGGCAUAUUACAAGGCGAAAACUUUCUAUUUUGACUACCAUGAACUUCAUCUGCUGCACAAAUUCUUCACGGUCGACCGAUUUGGCUACGGUUUGCUGCCUACUGACUAUAUCCGGACCAUGGAAGUUGUGCUAGACGGGCACUACCUCUGUCGUUGCAAUAGGACUGCGCUCGCACAUUACGGCCUCAUUCCAGUAGACAGCAUGACCUCCGAGGAGGCUGUUCGCUGGUGCUUUGAGCAACUCUUUAUGCUUAACAGUCACGUAGUCCACAUCAGAUUGAUUGUCUACCUUCAUGAAGGACGGCGGAUGCUUCAAGAAUUCCAGGAGGUUUUGCACUUUGCUCUUCCCUUCGUUCGCCGAUUCAGGGCACAGGGGUGGCAUGUUUCAAUAAAGUCGUGUACCAAUCAUGGCCGAGAAGAGAGCAUUGACGAUGCGGAUGGAGAACUAAUUGAUCAGAACCUCUCAAAAAUGAUGACAAUAAGGAUAUGAGGCUCAAGCUCAAAGCAACGACACCACUAGGUCUUCGGUGACCCAUUUCGACGAUCAUUUCGCGUGAUGGAUUAAGCACCGGUCCCAUCCAAUAACCCCCCGGUUCAACAAAAGCAGCCUCUUGGCGAAUCGACCACGAAUCGCGCGAUGCGGCGCCACA